This is a messenger RNA of Phytophthora infestans T30-4, 276 nucleotides long. Its product is annotated as small cysteine-rich protein SCR91. The transcript has a single exon. The record is from RefSeq and is a predicted model, not a curated record. Lineage: Eukaryota; Oomycota; Peronosporomycetes; Peronosporales; Peronosporaceae. The coding region runs from base 1 to 276 and encodes 91 amino acids.
AUGAAGUUCAAGAUUCACACCUUCGUCGCCCUCUUCGGUGUCGUCGCGACCGCCGUCACGGCUGGGGACCCGUUCUAUAAGCCACCGCCGUAUUGUAAUUUCUCGACGGGCUGCCAGACCUUAUACUCAGAAGCGAACCUUGCAGUCAGCAAGGUAUGCCGUGACGAAGGUAACUCCGGCGAUGACUUCCACACCUGCUGCAUCAAUAAGUGCGGCUCGACUGCCGCGUCCAUUUCGACGAAUGUUGAACAAGAUACCAAGAUGCAUCUUAGCUAA